ACCAAGUUUUAUUAGUGGUUUCUUCUACACACUGCACUUCACUUAAAUGGGUGUGAACUCCAAUAGAGUUGAUCCCUUUUUUUGCAAUGGAACCACCACCAUUAAAAUCCAAGCUGAGAUACCAAUGCCACCAUUGGAAAUCCACAAGGUUCGUUUGCCACCAGAACGCACCACACUUGAGAAACUCAGACAAAGGCUCUCUGAGAUCUUCUUCCCAGAUGACCCACUUCACAAGUUCAAGAACCAAACUUGGUUCAUGAAGUUCCUCCUUGGUCUUCAAUACUUGUUCCCCAUUUUCCAAUGGGGUCCUGAGUACAACCUUUCCCUUCUCCGCUCUGACAUCAUCUCUGGUCUCACCAUUGCUAGCCUCUCCAUUCCUCAGGGAAUCAGUUAUGCUAAGCUUGCAAACUUGCCCCCUAUUGUUGGAUUAUAUUCCAGUUUUGUGCCCCCGUUGAUAUAUUCCCUGCUUGGAAGUUCUAGACAUCUUGGCGUUGGUCCUGUUUCAAUUGCAUCUUUGGUCAUGGGAUCAAUGUUGAGCGAGACAGUUUCUUAUACUCAAGAUCCAAUUCUCUAUCUUAAAUUGGCUUUCACUGCCACUUUCUUUGCUGGUUUAUUCCAAUCUUCUCUGGGUAUAUUGAGGUUAGGCUUUGUGAUUGAUUUUCUGUCAAAGGCAACGCUGGUGGGCUUCAUGGCCGGUGCAGCGAUCAUUGUGUCAUUGCAGCAGCUCAAAGGGUUGCUUGGAAUAGUUCACUUCUCCAGCAAGAUGCAAAUAAUACCUGUACUCAUUUCUGUUUUCAAACACAAAAAUGAGUGGUCAUGGCAAACCAUUCUACUUGGAUUCAGUUUCCUAGCCUUCAUGCUGACAACAAGGCACAUUAGCUUGAAGAAGCCAAAAUUAUUCUGGGUUUCAGCAGCUGCCCCAUUGAUGUCAGUUAUUCUGUCGACACUUUUAGUCUUUAUUCUGAGAAAUAAGGCCCAUGGAAUUGCAAUUAUCGGUGAAUUGCCAAAGGGCCUUAAUCCACCAUCAUCAAACAUGUUAUACUUCAGUGGUCCUUAUUUGGCUCUUGCUAUCAAAACAGGACUUGUCACUGGGAUCUUGUCUCUCACUGAAGGAAUAGCAGUAGGAAGAACAUUUGCUGCACUUAAGAAUUAUCAAGUGGAUGGAAACAAAGAAAUGAUGGCCAUUGGUCUUAUGAACAUAGCUGGCUCUUGUUCUUCUUGCUAUGUGACAACAGGAUCCUUUUCUCGAUCAGCUGUUAACUUCAAUGCUGGAGCACAGACAGCAGUCUCAAAUAUAAUCAUGGCUUCAGCAGUUCUUGUGACCCUUCUGUUUCUCAUGCCUCUUUUCUAUUACACACCGAAUGUCGUCUUAGCAGCCAUCAUCAUCACUGCUGUUAUUGGGCUAAUAGAUUAUCAAGCUGCAUAUAAAUUGUGGAAGGUUGACAAGCUUGAUUUCUUGGCCUGUUUGUGCUCAUUUUUUGGUGUUCUCUUCAUUUCAGUGCCCUUAGGCCUUGGAAUAGCGGUGGCAAUAUCAGUCUUCAAGAUCCUGCUUCAUGUCUCUAGGCCAAACACACUGGUUUUGGGGAAUAUACCAGGCACGCCAAUAUUCCACAACCUAAACCAAUAUAGAGAAGCUUUAAGGAUACCUUCAUUUAUCAUUUUGGCCGUUGAGUCUCCCAUCUACUUUGCUAAUUCAACUUACCUGCAAGAAAGGUUACUGAGAUGGGUUCGAGAAGAGGAAGAGCGUGUAAAAGCAAACAAUGAAAGUACAUUAAAGUGCAUAAUACUAGACAUGACAGCUGUCACAGCCAUAGACACAAGUGGUAUCGACAUUUUAUGUGAACUGAGAAAGAUGCUGGACAAAAGAUCACUUCAGUUAGUGUUGGCAAAUCCUGUUGGAAAUGUGAUGGAAAAGUUACAUCAGUCAAAUAUUUUGGAGUCCUUUGGGUUGAAAGGAGUGUAUCUCACAGUGGGAGAAGCUGUGGCUGACAUUUCAUCCUCCUGGAAGGCUCAGCCAUGAUUUGUUGCAUAGAUGAAUUUCUAGGACAGAGGAAAAAAAGAAGUUUUUAACUAACGGCUUCAAACUUUUUAGCCUGCCUGAGACAUUCUACUUUGUUUCGGGAGAAACCUUGAAAAAUCAAGGCAUUGGUUUUUUCAGAAGAGUGUUUCUUAUCCCAGGAUAUUGGUUUUGUAUCUUUGUUGUUAUGUUAGUUUUGUCCAUUUUUGACUUUUGAU
Molecule: messenger RNA, 2235 nt
Organism: Gastrolobium bilobum
Lineage: Eukaryota; Viridiplantae; Streptophyta; Magnoliopsida; Fabales; Fabaceae
Product: probable sulfate transporter 3.4
Exons: 13
Coding region: 47-2020 (657 amino acids)
Biological process (GO): transmembrane transport
Cellular component (GO): membrane
Molecular function (GO): secondary active sulfate transmembrane transporter activity
Source: RefSeq, a predicted model, not a curated record